CCGUCUCCCGGGGGCUGGAGGUCUGGAUUCUAAUGGUUUUUUUCCCUCCCGCCAAGGAAAAAGUGGAUUAGCCUCGCCGUUAACUCUUACCCGAUCCUUGCCCGCCUUCCAUCUCCAUUUGGGGAGGGCGCACAGACCCCCUUUUUCUCCGAGGAGGUUUCCCUUCCGUUUCGGCGUUUGGAUUUGGCAUUUUUCGCCUUUCACUGAGGGGGGGUUGCAAGAAUUUGAGACCUCCCCCCACCCCUUGUCCCUUUUCCCCCCUCCGUCCAAAAAACCCCCUCUCCACUCCAUGGUCCAGGUGGAAAUGUUGAGUCUUGGGAAAGAGAGCUGGAUUGGAGCAAUUCUCUCAGCCUUGGCUACCAUCCUGCUAGUCUGUUCUGCACAAAGUUCAUCUGUUGGGAACAUCUCGGUUGUGAAGAAAACAGUGGACAAGUUGCUGAAGGGCUAUGACAUCCGCUUACGGCCAGACUUUGGAGGUCCUCCAGUCACCGUGGGGAUGAGUAUCCAUAUUUCCAGCAUUGACCAGAUUUCAGAGGUCAACAUGGACUACACCAUCACCAUGUAUUUUCAGCAGAGUUGGCGGGACAAGCGUUUGGCCUAUUCCGCCCUGCCCCUGAAUCUCACACUGGAUAACAGAGUGGCCGACCAUCUUUGGCUCCCGGAUACAUACUUUCUGAAUGACAAAAAGUCGUUUCUACACGGAGUCACGGUCAAGAAUCGAAUGAUAAGAUUGCACCCAGAUGGUACAGUGCUCUAUGGGUUAAGAAUUACAACAACUGCUGCCUGUAUGAUGGAUCUGCGCAGAUAUCCCCUGGACCAGCAGAACUGCACCCUGGAGAUAGAGAGCUACGGUUACACAACGGACGACAUUGAAUUCUUCUGGCAGGGGGGUGAAGAAGUGGCCGUGACUGGGGUGUCUGCCUUGGAAUUGCCACAGUUCACGAUUAUCGAAACCAGACUGGUUACUAGGAAAGUUGUGUUUACAACUGGUUCCUAUCCCCGUCUGUCUCUGAGUUUUCGCAUUAAGAGGAACAUUGGAUAUUUCAUUCUUCAGACCUAUAUGCCAUCCGUCUUGAUUACUAUACUGUCUUGGGUAUCCUUCUGGAUCAACUAUGAUGCUUCUGCAGCUAGGGUAGCACUAGGAGUCACUACUGUACUCACUAUGACCACGAUUAAUACCCACCUGAGGGAAACCCUGCCCAAAAUCCCCUAUGUGAAAGCGAUUGACGUGUAUCUGAUGGGAUGUUUUGUGUUCGUGUUCCUGGCUCUGUUGGAAUAUGCUUUUGUAAAUUACGUGUUCUUUGGCCGGGGCCCUCAGCAGCAGAAGAAGUUAAACGAGCGGACAAAUAAAUCGAUAAAUGAUAGGCAACGCUACGAAGAAAGGAGAUUAAGAGAACAGGUUGACCCUUACGGAAACAUUCUUCUGAGCACCCUUGACAUGAGCAGCGAGUUGAUGUCAGCCGAGAUGGGAAGCAGCAUCGGUGAUUCCCGGAACUCCGUCCUGUCAUACGACACCUCAGGGAUCCAGUUCCGCAAGCAGCUAACAUCUAGAGGGGACACUUUUGGCCAGACUCCCCUGGAGCGCCACGUUCCUCUAGCAGCCACACGUGGACGUGCCAACUGCCGCCUCCGGCGACGCUCCUCUAAGUUAAAGCUUAAGAUCCCAGACCUGACAGAUGUCAGCACCAUCGACAAAUGGUCCCGGGUCAUUUUCCCCAUCACGUUUGGAUUUUUUAACUUGGUUUACUGGAUGUACUACGUCAACUGAAGCAUCUCCAUCAGCCCCCUUCACCCUAAGCUGUGCACACCCUUUUCCUUCCACAGGACACGAGCUUCACCUAAAAAAAAA
Messenger RNA from Nanorana parkeri, 1849 nucleotides. RefSeq names its product gamma-aminobutyric acid receptor subunit beta-4-like. Bases 290 to 1768 code for a protein of 492 amino acids. Gene Ontology annotation, molecular function: extracellular ligand-gated monoatomic ion channel activity; neurotransmitter receptor activity; GABA-A receptor activity. Gene Ontology annotation, biological process: regulation of membrane potential; signal transduction; monoatomic ion transmembrane transport. NCBI's taxonomy places the organism in Eukaryota, Metazoa, Chordata, Amphibia, Anura, Dicroglossidae. The transcript is spliced from 9 exons. Gene Ontology annotation, cellular component: synapse; membrane; GABA-A receptor complex. The record is from RefSeq and is a predicted model, not a curated record.